UUUUCAUCAGUAAACAUGAAGAACAUUCUACGGUGGAAUUCACCAGAGGGUCUAGGAGAAGCUGGAGUUGUUUAUACUGUGCAGUAUCUUAUAUAUGGCCAAAAGAAAUGGCUGAAUAAAUCAGAAUGCAGAAAUAUGAACAUAACCUCCUGCGACCUUUCCUGUGAAACCUUUGACUAUGAAGAACAAUACUAUGGGAGAGUUAAGGCCAUCUGGGGGAAAGACUGUUCCAAAUGGGUAGAAACAGAACGUUUUAAUCCAUGGUCAGAAACGCAAAUUGCACCCCCAGUGGUUGCAUUGACUCCUGGUGAGAAAUCCAUAUCAGUCAUUCUGACAGCCCCUGAGAAGUGGAAGAUAAAUCCAGAAGACCCUUCUGUAUCCAUGCACCAAAUCUACCCCAGUCUGAAAUAUAAUGUAUCAAUCUACAAUACAAAAGCAAACAAAAAGUGGUACAAAUUUGUAACAAAUCAUACAUUGGAGCUUCCCCAGCUGGAGUCGGAUACUCUCUAUUGUGUCAGUGUGCAAUCCUAUGUCCCGGGACCACUUCGAAAUUCUAUGCCUUCAGAAAAGCAGUGCAUCACUACCUUGAAAGAUCAAACUUCAGAGCUGAAAGUAAAAAUCAUCCUUUGUUAUGUUUUGCCCAUUUCUGUUACAGCCUUUAUUUUUUUAGUAAUAGGCUAUUCUAUGUACAGAUAUAUACAUGUUGGCAAGGAGAAACAACCAACUAACUUGGUAUUGAUUUAUGGAACUGGAUAUGACCAAAGACUUUUUGCACCAGCUGAAAAAAUAGUAGUUAACUUUAUUACCCUUAGUAUUGUGGAAGAUGCCAAAACAUCCUCAAAGGAUAUGAAUGGAAUGGGGGGAAACAGUGAUAUUUCUGACCCAAACACUGUUAAGAAUAUGCAGGGCAAGAGCCAUCAGGAGGAAUCUGAAGUGGAGCACUUGGGUUAUGCUUCAAAGGCAAUGGGCAUUUUUUGUGACAAUGAAGAAACUUUACACUGCCUUUCAACAGUUCAACAAGGAUUACUUUGUGCUUCAAAAACAAAAAAUGAAUCCAUCAUAGAAUAUGAGUUUGAUGUGAGACCUGGGGACAUCGGGAUAGAUCAUCAUGAUCAGGAAAUUCACUUGCAGGAUGGAGUACCCUUUCAGGGCAAAGUAAUGUUUGAGUCUGAGGCUGCUUUAGCAGAUUUUGGCCAAGAAGCCCUACUUGGUUCAUACAAUCCACAACUAAGAAAUCUCCAACAGAGAACACAGGAAAACAUAAAGACAAAGAAGGAACAAGAGGAAGAUGAGGAGUCAAGGAUACUCGUAGACUGGGAUCCACAAACAGGGAGACUAUGUAUACCAUCUCUAUCUGAUUGUGAACAUGUGGUAGAUGAGAAAGGAAGUGAACAUUCUGAAUAUAAUGAGUACCCAAAUGAGGGAUUUUUGUCAAAACUCUAUGAUGCUCAGGUACCCCACAAAUCUCCCCAAGGAAAUGAAACCUAUCUCAUGCAAUUCAUGGAAGAAUGGGGACUACACAUCCAAAUGGAAGACUAG
Molecule: messenger RNA, 1539 nt
Organism: Gracilinanus agilis (Agile Gracile Mouse Opossum)
Lineage: Eukaryota; Metazoa; Chordata; Mammalia; Didelphimorphia; Didelphidae
Gene: IL20RA
Product: interleukin 20 receptor subunit alpha
Exons: 6
Coding region: 16-1539 (507 amino acids)
Molecular function (GO): interleukin-20 binding
Source: RefSeq, a predicted model, not a curated record